This is a messenger RNA of Pantherophis guttatus, 2178 nucleotides long. Lineage: Eukaryota; Metazoa; Chordata; Lepidosauria; Squamata; Colubridae. The record is from RefSeq and is a predicted model, not a curated record.
AUGGCACUUCUUCGAUGUCUCGUGGUGCUACGAGAUCGAUUGCCAUAUCCAGGACUUCGGAGCCGCAAUUCAUCAGAUCAAAUUAUUCUUUCAUCUAAGCCUAGGAAACUUUUGCCAGCUGUAAUCAAUUCUACAAAUGGGAAUCUGUCAGACAUCCACCCUAAAGAAAGAAGUCCCAUUCUCUUUUUAGGUGAUGUUGAAACAUAUUUCACUAAUCUAUGGCUGAUCCUGUUUCUCCCUGUGGUCGAGAUUCUUGUGUUUGUUCUGGGUCUUCCCUUAAAUGCUUUGGCGAUUUAUAUUUUUGUGACGAAGACGAAGCUUUGGAAGCCAGCUGCAGUGUAUAUGCUCAAUCUGGCUUUUGCAGAUCUGCUUAUGCUGAGCAUGCUGCCUUUUAAAAUCUCAUACUUCUUUAGUGGACACAACUGGGUCUUUGGGCCUACUAUGUGCCAAUUGGCCUCUUUUACUUUCACCUGCAACAUGUACUGCUCCAUUCUGCUGAUGACAGGGAUCAGCAUCGAUCGUUUCUUGGCUUUGGUUUGCCCCAUUAAGUCUCUGUCCUGGCGCACAGCAAGACGGGCCUCUGUGAUCUGUUUUGCCAUCUGGCUGCUCGCCAUAGUGGGGGCGAGCCCACUGCUGGUCUUUGAUCUCACCCUGUGGAUACCUCAGAUGAACAUUACCACUUGCUUCGAGGUGCAAAACGUAUCUAUUUUUGUGGAAUUCUUCAGCUAUUACUUUUUUACCUUAUCUACUUUCUUCUUUUUCAGCCCGUUACUAAUCUCUACCGCUUGUUAUAUAUGCAUUAUAAGGCGACUUUUUAUGUCCAGGUUUAUGGUGCAGCCAGGGAGGAAAAGACGUGCAAUCUUCUUGUCCAGCAUUGUCUUGUGCACCUUCUUUCUAUGUUUUGGUCCAGCCAAUAUCCUGCUAUUAAUGCAACUCUUUUUUCCGCCUGAAGAGCUUCAGAACAUCUUUUUUGCCCAUAUGGUCAGUCUUUCCCUGAGUGCCCUCAAUUGUUGCUUCGACCCCUUAAUCUACUACUAUGCCUCCUCAGAAUGCCAGAGGCAGAUAUGGGGUGUUUUGUGCCCUAGAAAGCUGCUUCUGGUUGGAAAAGUUAGUCAAACAAGCAGCAACAUAGUACCCUCUCCCAAAGGCUUAGACCCUUCAUUUCCCAUUUAGUGUUUUAUUGCUGUAUCUACAUAAUGCAUGGAUUGAUAAUAUCACAAGUGUGAAUCUAAAUGUUCAAUGUCCUAUGGGAGCUUUUUCCUAUGCACGGAGUUCUCAUGAUAAACAAUUGAGAAUCUCUUUGAGAGCCGCUUUGUGGCUGUGGUGGCUGGCCACAGGCUGCCAAAAAGUACCGGACGUCACAGAAAAAGCUGCUGCCGUCGCCAGCAUGUUCUUCGUACAUGUGCAUCCCAUUGGACUUGCAAGGCAAUGGGAUGCACAGGUGCAAAGAACAUGGCGGCAAUGAACACAGCAGGCGGGGCAAGCGAGCAGCGAAUGGGGGACUGGUUUGGGGGUGUGGCCAGCCAGCCAUCGCUACCGGUUCAGCAACCUUGGUCAAAUUUCCGUCAACAGUUAGCACGAACCGGUGCAAACCGGCUGAAUAUCACCUCAGGUCAUAAGUCAAGGACUACCUGUACUAUCUGUACUUAGUACCACAGGCUUUGGGAAUUCUAAGAAGUCAAAAACUAAUCUUAAUUCUCCAGCCUGAAAAUGUCCCUGCGAUUCAUGUAGGCAAAGAAGUCUUUUAAGUGAAAAAAGGAUGAGUGAUGCUUGGAAGACAGAGCUUAUCUACCCAAAAUUCCAUAGUGGUGGUGGAUUAAAGGAGGUAUUUCAGGACAUUGGUGAGUGGACAGACAUCAUGAGUGGACAGAUAUUGUGCUGAAAACUCAAGCUCUUCUAUCAGAAUAAUAUCACAACUACUUUCUUAGAUUAUAAAUCGGUGAAAGAGAACUCUGGUAUGAUAAUGGCUAGGUUUUGUAUUUCAAGAAACCUAUAAUUUAUUGGAAAGUUCCCUUGCUCUGAACAACAGCUUUUAUUCACAUUAAUCAGCUCACCAAUGCAAGGAUGUUUGUGUUAACAUUGUGCAUGUGAAUGUAAUGCACAAUAUCACUUUAAAUAUCUGAUUUAAGGUCUGCAUUUACAAAUGCUUCUGUGACAAUAAAUGUUAUAAUGUUGAAA